UUGCGAGUAUCUAACUCUAACCCAACUCCAUGUUGGGUGGAACAAAAGGUAUGUGGAGAUAAAUAUAAUGUCCUUACUCAUUCACCUUCUGUCUAAAUAGCAGGAUCUCGCCAAAAUCCAUUUCCCAUUUGGUGUCUUUUUUUGAGGGGUAGUGUUCACUGAGCAUUUUAGCGGUGAGGUCCGCACUGGCAAACUGACUCAGAAACACUCAGGUGAAUUUCCACAGGUGCUGCAGUUUCCCCCUCAACAAGUAACACAGACAGAGAGCUGCUCUGAGGAAUUUUCCCCCAGGGAUUCUCAAAAGACCCCAUUUGCCCAUACUUGAUGGUGGUGGAGCUGACUUUCUGUAGCCAUUGAGUAAUAAACAAGGGUGGUUUUUUCCAUUGUCUGAGGGGAAACAUUUAUCUGAGGUGUUUGGCUAUUCACAGCUUUGUGCUUGAGUUACAUAUUUCUCUGAAGUCAAACCAAAUUCACCUUAAAUUUCCCUCUGCUGCUUCCAAGAGAAAUUGCUCAAGGCAGAAUUGCGAGGAGAGAUUCCCGCUUCCCCUACCAGUGUUCCUUGUAAGCUGAGCGCAUGAGUGGCUGCCUAGGAGAGAUUCGCUGCCUAGCUGAUUAUCAGAACACGCACAGCUGGCGGGGAACAUUGCCUCCCCCAUCCCUUGCUCCUCAAAGGCAUCAACCCCCUCCCUCUGCCCCCACCGGGCAUUCCCAGGUAUGUGCACUUGGGAAAGCAAGACCCUCCUGAGAGAAGCCAACUGGAGUCAUCUGGAGGGCAGAACAGAAACAGGUGCAGAAGGGACUUUAAGACACUGCUGAUGUCCUCAGACUCUUUUUUUUUAAAACCAGCCUAAUUUGAGUUAGAUGCGAAGUGUAACAAACUUGCUGGCUCAUUACUGGGUACUUAGUGCUCACCCUGAUAGAGCUGGAGGGAAAAGAUCUAGUCAGAAGAAGGCUCUUGGGUGCAUGAAAAGGAAGUAACACAAUGAGCUUUGAAGUGUCCAGACAUGUGAAUAGGAGCAGCAGCCUUACUGCUAGCUCUGUGGAGGGAAGGCUGGGUGGCAGGCAGAAUGAGCCGGGACUGAAGGCUGGACAAAGGGUGCAUAGAACCAAGCAGUUUAUAGGCAAGAGGAGUGAGAUGGUAACACACAUGAAUGGCCAGAGUAUGGUGUGGAGUGAGCACAAUGAAACACAGUUGCCCCUACACUGGACUACCAUAAGCAGAGAGCUGGGCACUGUAGCUGUUAGAGUGAGUGCACUCAUGGCAUUUAUUUGUCCUCAAGCAUACUUCUCUCCUGAACACUUGAACUCCAUGAGUAUUUAUGAUGUCCCUCUGAGGGCUACUGCCUCUCAAGCAAUGUGACUUUUCUCGUGUCUGGAAUAGCACAUGGGGGCAUUUUAAGAGCUAGAGAGGGUAGAAUGGUGUCCCCAUCCAAUACCAGACAAAAUCACAUCUGGUUUUGUCCCUGUGCUAGACCGAGGACAAACCUCAAAAAAAAAAAAAAAAAAAAGGGAAGAAGAAGACCGCCUAGUUCAGUUUUGACUGAUAAAGCCUGGUGCAUGGACUGCCGAUAGCAUAGUUGCGGGCCACUUAAGGGUGUUCUGUGUGUGGCCUGUUGGGGUGUUUGUUUACCAUUGCCCGUGCACAGGGUUGCCAUAUUCUGCGGGUUUUCGUUCAUACCAUUUUUUCCCCCUACCAGUAUUACUAAAAUGACAUGCAUGUAAAACAAGGGCAUGGAAAGUGAGGUGCAUGCUGAUUGCAUAUGGUAUUGACUGUGAGAGCAGUGAGCUCCCUCUGAAUCCAAAUGCUGCUAUAGUUCAGUCGGAACAUCCCGUAAAUUCUAGGUACACAAAUGCAGUUAAAAAAACUGCCUUAACCUGGGAGACUGUCUUGGUUAGUACAAUCUUGCAGCCCAUUGAGAUGGAGAGCCACUCAUGCAGCCCACUGACUAGCCACGAUUUCCCCUCACUGCUAAAGCAUAUGCCUCUGAACUCAUGGUACACAGAAUACCCUAUUAGCAGACAUCUAGAGGGCACUUUGUAUUAUGGAGUUUGCAAUGAUGCCCUCUAGUGGGAUCAGUUACAGUAGUUUGAAGAUACAUUAAUUUUUGCCCUUCAAACUUCCUGUCCUUUUACCUUCCUGUCAGAUUUUCAGAUGGCCAAUGAAGCGAGACCUUGCCCAUGUGACAUUGGAGACAGGUUUGAGUAUGGGGGCCUUGGGCAGGAAGUGCAAGUUGAGCACAUCAAGGCAUAUGUUUGCAAACCAUCCGCAAGCAUGGAAAAAGCUGUGAUUGUGAGUCAAGAUAUAUUUGGAUGGCAACUCCCAAAUACCAGAUACAUAGUUGACAUGCUGGCAGCUAAUGGAUACAUAGCCAUCUGUCCAGACUUCUUUGUGGGACAAAAACCUUGGGAACCUUCUGAUGAUUGGUCCACUUUUACUGACUGGCUGAAAACUCGAGAUGCCAGCAAGGUGGAAAGGGAAGCUGAUGUUGUCUUAAAGUAUUUAAAGGAGCAGUGCAAUGCAAAGAAGAUUGGUGUUAUUGGAUUUUGCUGGGGCGGAAUGGCUGUACAUCAUUUGAUGCUGAAAAAUCCUGAAUUAAAAACUGGAGUGGCAAUCUAUGGUGUAAUUAAGUACUUUGAGGAGAGAUACAGUUUGCUCCAUCCCACGUUCUUCAUUUUUGGUGAAAAUGAUGAUUACAUCCCUCUUGAACAAGUCACCUUGCUGGAGCAGAAACUAAAACAACACUGUGAAGUUGAUUACAGAGUUAAAAUUUACCCUGGACAAACUCAUGGUUUUGUACAUCGCAAGAGAGAAGACAUGAACCCUCAAGAUAGACCUUACAUUGAGGAAGCAAGAAAGGACAUGCUUAACUGGUUAAAUAAAUACCUUUAACAAAAAUAUGUGCCAAAUCUGUAAAACACAAUCAAGUAAUUUGUUAGGCAGACUUCAGUGCAUGCUGUAAUUUUAUUUUUGGAAAAAAUUAAAAAUCAUUGUAAAUUUGUUAGAAGUUUGAAAAAUACUUGUUACUUUUCAGUAGUAACUAUAGCAACUUUUAUCUAGUUUUGAACUUCCUUGAAUAAGUUGAUGCCAAAAUAUUUUCAAAUUUAGAACCCCUUAAAUAUAGAAGAAGAAGAAAAUUGAAAUAUGUCCUACACAUUGUAAGAUUGUUACAAUAUGCUGCGAGAUAUAUACCCUUAUCUAAUGGGUACAUAUAACCCCUUCAUGAGUAAUUGUGAUAAAAGCUAAUAAUAGUUGUGUGAACGCACUGAGACAAUAUUUCCCUGCAGCCAUUCCACAGUAUGUUAGCUAUAGACUGUUCCCUUAGCUGUGGUAUUGUCAGCUGUAAGGUAGGCGGGACAUUAUUUAGAUGGGAGAAUUCCCAGGAAAGUACAAAUAGCAUCAGUGACUCUAGGGCAAUGUCUAGGAGGGUUUGGGGCCUGGGGUACUUCCUCUGCCCAAGGCUUGAGGCUCAAGGCAACCCCCUCCCCCCGCCAUGGGUCCUGCCCUGCCUCUGCUUCACCCCUGCCCACUCCA
Molecule: messenger RNA, 3532 nt
Organism: Pelodiscus sinensis (Chinese soft-shelled turtle)
Lineage: Eukaryota; Metazoa; Chordata; Testudines; Trionychidae
Source: RefSeq, a predicted model, not a curated record